AUGGCAAAAACUCCGUCUAAGAAGGCUGCAAAAACAGUUGCCAAGUCUGGAAAAGGCAAGGGCAAAAAGCGUGUAGAGUCGUAUUCGACCUACAUUUACAAAGUGCUACGUCAGGUCCACCCUGACACAGGUAUUAGCAAGCGUGGUAUGUCAAUUAUGAACUCGUUCAUAAACGAUAUUUUUGAGCGAAUUGCUUCGGAAGCCGGAAAGCUUUCGCGCUACAACAAGAAAUCCACACUUUCAAGUCGUGAGAUCCAGACUGCUGUACGUCUUAUGCUUCCUGGAGAGCUAGCAAAGCACGCUGUUUCUGAAGGCACGAAGGCAGUGACAAAGUUCACUUCGGCUUAA
This is a messenger RNA of Plasmopara halstedii, 348 nucleotides long. RefSeq names its product histone h2b. The coding region runs from base 1 to 348 and encodes 115 amino acids. NCBI's taxonomy places the organism in Eukaryota, Oomycota, Peronosporomycetes, Peronosporales, Peronosporaceae. Gene Ontology annotation, cellular component: nucleosome. The record is from RefSeq and is a predicted model, not a curated record. Gene Ontology annotation, molecular function: DNA binding; protein heterodimerization activity; structural constituent of chromatin. The transcript has a single exon. Gene Ontology annotation, biological process: nucleosome assembly.